Molecule: messenger RNA, 288 nt
Organism: Lactuca virosa
Lineage: Eukaryota; Viridiplantae; Streptophyta; Magnoliopsida; Asterales; Asteraceae
Source: the annotation of a GenBank genome assembly
AUGAUUCUUGGUAGUCAUAAACUAUUCAUAUUUGUUACCUGCAUUGGGAUAUUAGCAGUUGAACCGUAUACGGUUUCUGGCAUCAGAAGUGUAGGGUUUGAACUAAGAUUCAUAAAGGAAGACCAUGGAAUAGUGAUGAAUCAUCGCAUGCUUAAGGCAGUAAUUGACAUGGAUGAUCUUAAAAGAAAUCCAUCAUCUGAGGAAGCUGUAAACAAGAAAUUCAGUCGUUGUCAAUCAAGCAAAAGAACAGUUAGGAAAGGGUCAGACCCCAUCCACAAUCGAGCUUGA